This is a messenger RNA of Odontomachus brunneus, 2332 nucleotides long. It is a transcript of the gene RpA-70, whose product is annotated as replication protein A 70 kDa DNA-binding subunit-like. Gene Ontology annotation, molecular function: damaged DNA binding; single-stranded telomeric DNA binding. Gene Ontology annotation, biological process: double-strand break repair via homologous recombination; nucleotide-excision repair; telomere maintenance via telomerase. The record is from RefSeq and is a predicted model, not a curated record. The coding region runs from base 149 to 1945 and encodes 598 amino acids. NCBI's taxonomy places the organism in Eukaryota, Metazoa, Arthropoda, Insecta, Hymenoptera, Formicidae. Gene Ontology annotation, cellular component: nucleus; DNA replication factor A complex. The transcript is spliced from 13 exons.
UUUUUCUCUGCUAUGACGCAUGUGUCAAUAAAAGAGACAUCGUGAGAGGAUUCUUUGCGGAACACGUAAGCUUCAUGUAAUCAUUCGGCGGGAAGAUUCCGUAGUAAAGUGUUGUAAAGAAUAAACAGUGUUAACAGAAUUCCUAAUCAUGUACAAACUGACCGAAGGAGCAUUGGAUAAAAUUAUGAACGGUAUAGAUAUCGAGAAACCGGUGAUUCAAGUAUUGGGUCACAAAAAGCUGACCAGUUCUAAUUCUGAGCGGUACAGGUUACUCGUAUCUGAUGGGCUGAGAGCAAACUCAUUUACCAUGUUGGCUACCCAGUUAAAUUACUUGAUUACAGAUAAUGUUUUAACUGAAUAUACAAUCUGUGAAAUAUCAAAGUAUGCUUUGAGUUCAGUGAACAACAGUGGCAAGGAGAAGCGUGUAAUAAUAAUUUUGGAUAUCGAAGUAAUAGCUCCUGGCAACAAAGUUGGACGUAAGAUAGGAAAUCCAACUAAUAUGAGCAAACCAGAGGUUGAAACCACCAAACCUAAUACAUCUACAGCUGCAUAUCAACAUAAUGGUACCGCACAGAAGAACACUUCAAGUGCUCAUAAUUCCUCUUCUGAAAUAUCUACUACACCAAUUGCAGCAUUAAGUCCUUAUCAAAACAAAUGGGUGAUUAAGGUUCGUGUGUUGACUAAAUCUCAGAUCAGAACAUGGAGCAAUUCCCGCGGUGAUGGCAAAUUGUUCACUAUAGAAUUGGUCGACGAGAGCGGCGAAAUUAGGUGCACUGCAUUCAAUAAUGCGUGCGACAAGUUCUAUGAUAUGAUAGAACCUGGGAAUGUCUACUAUAUUUCACGUUGCUCAUUGAAACCAGCAAAUAAGCAAUUUAACACUAUGAAGAACGAUUUUGAAAUGACUAUGACUAACGAUACAGAGGUCGUGCUAUGUCACGAGAACACCGAGGAUAUACCAACGCUGCAGUUCAAUUUUUCACCUAUAAGUCAGUUGGAAACUAUGAAUAAAGACGAGAUAAUUGAUGUUCUGGGUGUUGUUACAACGUUUGGUGACUUGCAACAUAUCGUGUCGCAAAAAACUGGCAAAGAACAUAUAAAAAGGGACAUUCAUAUUGUCGACAAUAGCGGUACAACGGUGUCAGUUACAUUGUGGGGAAAACAAGCUGAAGAUUUUGAUGGUUCAAAUAAUCCGAUUAUGGCUAUUAAAUCGGCACGUGUUGGCGAGUUUAAUGGCGGGAAGAACUUGUCUGUCGGGAUUACAAGUAUCAUCGAAAAGGAUCCAGACUUUCCGGAAGCGCAUAAAUUACGCGGGUGGUAUACCGCAGGCGGCCACUUGGAAAAUGUCAAGUCGUUGUCUAGAACGGGCGGUGGCGGCGGUGGCGGCGAUAUCAACGCGCCGUUGUAUACCUUCCAGGAAGCGACCGAUGCGAAGCUGGGCGAGAAAAUUGAUGCCGCGGAUGUAUUCUCGGUGAUGGCCACCAUUAAUAUGAUUCGCGUGGAAAACUCUAUUUACAAAGCGUGCCCCUUAGAGAGUUGCAAGAAGAAGCUCGUCGAUCAAUCCACAGGAGUAUUUAAAUGUGAGAAGUGUAAUAAGGAUUACCCAAACUUCGUGUAUCGUCUACUAGCUAUGAUGAAUAUAGCGGAUGCUACAGGCAGUCGUUGGAUAACUGCUUUCAACGAAGACGCUGAGAAAAUCUUAGGUAUGUCGGCGCAGGAAUUGGGCGAAUUAAAGGAGAACGAUAACGACGCCUAUAUGCAAAAAUUCGGCGAUGCGAGCUUCAAGAGGUUUACAUUUGGUGUGAGAGUGAAAUCGGAAGUUUUCCAGGAUGAGAUGAGACUGAGGCAUACUUGUAUCUCAGUUUCUCCGCUAAAUUACAAGACCCACUUGGCGCAUUUGUUGAAGAAGGUUUCCAAGCUGGCAAACAUUGAGAAACUGGAAAACUAAAAAAUUUGAUAUAAUUUUGGUAAAAAGAGAGAAAUAAGAUUGUUUCGAGUUUACAUGGUCAGUAUAUAGUUGAAAACUUUAUAUGCGAUUAUCUCUAUCUGGUUUGGAGGGGUAGUUACGAUUUUUUGUUUCUUAUGAUUCCAACAUUGUGCUUUGGCUAUAAUAAACGCUACUUUCGACAUAAAAGAAGAUCAUUUAGGUUGAGAUCUUACUAAUUACAUUAUGUUUAUAUCAGAUGCUAUUAUUUAAGAAUAUUUGUAAUUUCCAUGGUAUUUUUAUUGUGCUAGUUAUCUAUAAACUGUCAAAACUUUAAACGUGUCUGUACGUUUUAUAUUACAGAUUUGUUUACAGCACGAUUCCAAAAUAAAUUCUCAAUUUACAUAUUAA